Lampris incognitus (smalleye Pacific opah) is the source of this 835-nucleotide messenger RNA. Its product is annotated as cytochrome c oxidase subunit 5B, mitochondrial. Bases 16 to 396 code for a protein of 126 amino acids. The record is from RefSeq and is a predicted model, not a curated record. The transcript is spliced from 4 exons. Lineage: Eukaryota; Metazoa; Chordata; Actinopteri; Lampriformes; Lampridae. Gene Ontology annotation, cellular component: mitochondrial envelope. Gene Ontology annotation, biological process: mitochondrial electron transport, cytochrome c to oxygen.
AGAAGCGAAGGAGAAAUGGCUGCAAGGUUACUGCUCGGCUCAGCGUUCCGCGCCGCCACCACAUGCCGGGCUGCGCUGGCGCCCCGCGCCCUCCGCCACAUGUCCGCGGGAGGGAUACCUACAGAUGAGGAGCAAGCCACCGGGAUGGAGAAGAUCAUCAUGACGGCCAUGAAGGAGGGAAAGGAUCCUUACAAUAUGUUGAAGCCAAAGGAGUAUGCUGGUUCUAAGGCUGAUCCCCAUCUCGUCCCCUCCAUCACAAACAAGAGGAUCGUUGGAUGUGUUUGUGAGGAAGACAACACAGCUGUGGUGUGGUUUUGGCUUCAUCAGGGCGAUGCUCAGCGCUGUCCAUCCUGUGGUGCCCACUACAAAUUGGUGCCCCAUGAGUUACCUCAUUAAGUUAUACAUACCAUACAUACAAUUUUAUGUGUCAUUGUAGAAACCUACGAUAACACAUUAUGGUCACACAUUCUCGCUCAGAAAGAUUCCAGAUAUAUUUAUGAGGCAAAGAAGCAUCAGAGAGUGACAAUGUCAAUCUGCAAAGCCUCCAGGUCUCCAGGAAGAGUGUUUGUUUGGUAGUAUUUUGGUGGUGGCUUAGGUCUCUCUCUGAUUAGUCUUUGACUUAUGUCUUAGUACUAGAUCAGUGUACUUGCCUGUUCAUCUGUUUUACAUCACUUAAUGUUUCACUUUUUUUGAGGAACAAUACAUAGCCUGGGACACAAUCAUUUUGUUUAUUCAUAUAAUUCCAUUUAACUCCCGUUUACAUUGACACAUGUACUGUACAAUGUUCUUUGCUCAGUUACUCCUCUGGUUGAGCCAAUAAAGUCUCCAACUAAUA